This is a messenger RNA of Staurois parvus, 182 nucleotides long. NCBI's taxonomy places the organism in Eukaryota, Metazoa, Chordata, Amphibia, Anura, Ranidae. The record is from the annotation of a GenBank genome assembly.
UGCCCCAUCCUUGGUGUCAGUGGGGGGAGGAAUAGUGCCCCAUCCUUGGUGUCAGUGGGGGGAGGAAUAGUGCCCCAUCCUUGGUGUCAGUGGGGGGAGGAAUUGUGCCCCAUCGUUGGUGUCAGUGGGGGGAGGAAUCGUGCCCCAUCCUUGGUGUCAGUGGGGGAGGAAUAGUGCCCCAU